CAAAGCUCACCUCCCCAUAAUAUCUAUUCUCCACACACACAAUUACACAAACACACAGAGACACAGAUGUUUUGACAGUAAAUCACAUGAAAUGGCUACAAACCAACCUUCAUGUAACCAUGGGGAUGAAGACUAUAUAGAUAUGGAGGUGAGCUCUUCUUCCAACUUCUUCUGUUACUCUAUUACUUCUCCAUCACAAAACAGAGAGUUUGAGUUCCAAAUGACUUCACUCUCACAUGAGAGAGUUCCCAAAACUUCCCCUGCUGAUGAGCUCUUUUACAAGGGAAAACUCCUCCCUCUUCACCUCCCCCCUCGCUUACAAAUGGUGAGAAAAAUCAUCCAGAGCUCCAACACCCACAAAACAGAACAAGCCUUGGAAGAAGACCAUAGCAGCCCCUUCACUACCACACCUUCAAAUGCCAGCAGCCCACUUGAAUCUCGCACCAUUUCACCAUCUGAGUCCAGUCGGGUUAGUUGUGAGCUAAACCCAGAUGAGUAUUUCUUUGAAUGGUCUAUUAAUGAAACGAGUGGAUUAAUCCUUGGCGGUCAUCCAAAGAAGUCUUGGUCCAAGAAGAUGAAGUUAAUCAAGAAAUUCUUGCUCGGUCAAAAGCUCAAGGCUUCAAGAGCAUAUCUCAAGUCUUUUUUCAGCAAAUCUGGUUGCUCAGAUGAAUCCUCUGCCAAGGCAGCAAGUAAUGUAGAAGCAGAAAUUGUGUCAAAGGGCAGGGGAGCCAAGAAAAAACCAUCUGGGAAAAUUGAUGAUGAGAAAUGCCAUUUAUCAAACACUUUUAUGAAGAGCAUUGACAGAGAGAUGCUUGAGGAUGGUAUUAUUAAUACCCACAGGAGAUCUUUCUCAGGGGUGAUUCAACGGCAUUCUGCAACAAAGUCUUCAUCUUCAUCAACAUCCUCAUCUGGGUCUUCAUCUUUUUCAUUUGGUUCAAAUAGUUUGUACGAUUUACAACUACUCAAGAGGAGUUGCAGCGCGAGUUCAGAGAUUGAGAAUUCAAUAGAGGGGGCGAUCGCUCAUUGUAAACAGUCUCAUCAGCUGUUUAGUUCAACGAUUGCUAGUAAAGUUGGUGUUUCUUCGCUGUCAGCUUCAAGGACUGCAGUUUGUGGGGAUCAAGAAAGAAGAGGAUUUUGCAGCAUUUGAUGGUGAUUGGGGGAAAAGAAUUCCACGAGAAAGACGUGGGAGAGAAAUAUUUACAAUUGCAUGAUAAGAUGGAAACACUUUUCCUGUUAAAUGUACUAUGAUGUUUGGAUAUUUCAUGGUUUGCAUGUACUAAUAUUAGACUAGCUAGUUCUUCUUGUUAAAAUUAAUGCGUGGAAGAAAUUGUUUGAAGUUCCUUGACUAUUAAUUUGUGAAAGAAACUUUAAUGGGAAGAUCUAUCU
This is a messenger RNA of Corylus avellana, 1386 nucleotides long. The record is from RefSeq and is a predicted model, not a curated record. NCBI's taxonomy places the organism in Eukaryota, Viridiplantae, Streptophyta, Magnoliopsida, Fagales, Betulaceae.